Molecule: messenger RNA, 2994 nt
Organism: Microbotryum saponariae
Lineage: Eukaryota; Fungi; Basidiomycota; Microbotryomycetes; Microbotryales; Microbotryaceae
Source: the annotation of a GenBank genome assembly
AUGUCAGGCGAUGUAGCACCUGCGGUUCCCCUGGUGUCGUCGAGCAGUCUACCAGCACUCGACUUGUGUCGCCUCGCCGACCUCGACGAUGCUCCUACCGAAGCUGAGUGGCUCAACCACCUUCUCAAGGCAACAAUGAGUCAUGACAGGGCAUCUCAAAGCUCGUCACAAGCCAACCUGGGCUCCCUGGAGGCGUCGCUGGGCAAGGCACUAGCCGCACUCGAGGUCGCGACGCACGACACGUCCGCGCUCGUGGACCGCACCAUCGACGACAUCUCUCGCUCGGUACCUCGACUUGCGUUCGAUCUACAGCUCAUGCGCGAGAACGCACUACUCCUACGCUUUACGCUCAAUGGGAUCCGGAAACGCGCCGGGACGGGCUCAGGCUUUGGCGAGAACCCCGAGGUCUCAUGUGUGAUGGAGAAGCUUCGGGUCUUGGAUCUGGCCAAAGCUCGUAUGGAGGCUGCCCGGGAUGUCUUGCGAGAAGCCGAGAGCUGGAGUACGCUCGAAAGCGAAGUUGCAGGGCUGCUCGGUGAGCAAGCCUUCGCUAAGGCGGCGGAACGACUCGAAGAGGCCGCGAGGAGCAUGGUCGUCUUCCAGAACACGAUCGAGUACGAGGCCCGACGCACUCUGAUGGUCUCGCUACAGAACCAACUCGAAGCCUCGCUGUCUAGCUCGCUGGUCAGUGCUAUCAAUACUCGAGACGUCAAGACGUGCAAGUCGUACUAUGCAAUCUUUGGUCAGAUCCAGCGCGAAGCCGAGUUCACGGCAUACUACUUUGGAUCGCGGCGCAGCGCGCUCGUCGAUGCAUGGGUCAAUGCCAACCUCAUCGAUAUACCUAAUGUGAUGAUUGAACUUGAUGCUGCGAGUACUGCGACAUCAACUGCCUCGGCCUCGAUCAUGUCCGCUUCGACCCCUAUCAAGCUCACCUCGUUCCUCAUCAAGUUCUAUGGUGACUUGCAUGCCCUACUCGCCGAGGAACGCACAUACGUGCCUGCGAUCUUUCCUGAUCCUGCACCGACCAUCUCCUCCUUCGUCUCGACAACUCUUGAAGGCCUCUCGCCCUCCUUGCCUCAGCGCCUCAGUGCCAUCGCCGACACGUAUGGACCGCUCAUCUUGCCCGAGCUCAUCCAAGCUUAUCGCGCGACCGAAGACUUUGCUCUCAGCGUCGAUCAAAUCAUCUCCAAGCUCGAUCCGUCUUCUGCGACCCCUUUGGCUACCCACGGCAGCUCGGGAAGUGUCUCAGGAGCUCCGUUCGUAUCCUCGCCCGGGCUCGAAGGCAGCGCGCCGGCGACCCCCUCGAAGCGCGACCGAAGACUGUCGAAACGCAUGUCGACGUCCCGGAGAAUGGGCUCCCGUUCACUGUCCUUCGGCGGUUCGGCUGUUUCCAAUACCGAUGGCGCAGGUGUGCCCACAACGGCCAAUCACGCGGCUGUGCGAGCAUGGGAGACGGCGAUGUUCGAGCCCUUCUUAGAUUGGCAGGUCGAGUAUCCCGAGCUCGAACGGCAGUACCUCGCAUAUGAAGUCGCACGUGUCACGGGACCACCAGGAACGGAUGUGAUGGGCUAUCUCGUCGAGGAAGGUGCGGGCGCGUCCUCGGGUUCGAGAGAUCAGAAGGGUGGAGAGAAGGGGGCGCGAGCUCUGUGGGAUCUGACAUCCAGUGUCUUUUCUCUGAUGGAGGACGCGAUGAGUCGAUCUUCGGCGAUGACCCACGGCUAUUCUGCAGCGGGUAUCGUCGAAGUCAUUGACGGUCAGCUGGUCGAUUUCCUCGACCGGAGAAAGAAUGAGCUCAACCGCGCCAAAUCCAUGGCAGGGCAUGCGCGUCGAAGACAGGGGCUUAGGAGCGAGAAUGAGGACGAAGCUGCGUUUGAAGGACUCGAGUACUCGACCGAGGACUGGGGCACGUUCCAGCUUGGUCUCAGAUUGCUCGAUACGUGUCGUUCGAUCACCGACCGGCUGACUUCGUUCGAAAACAAGCUGCAGACUCGGCUGAUGAUUCUGGCGCAGACGAUCCGGGAAGCGAGGGAGAAUCCAUUGCAUUAUACCAUUCCCGGGACAACUCGCGGUGCCAUCACAUUACUGCGACAGUCAGCUCUGAACUCUGUCGAGCUGGCUCAACUGCUCGAACCGCUCGAACGACUUCAGGUCGCAUCGACAGGUCCGCCGGCUCCACCCCUCUCGCUCGCGCUCAUACCCAAGGCUCGAUUCGCGACCGUCGAGUUCACGCGUGCGACGCAACUAUUCCUACAUGAGACCAUCUUGGCCCCUCUCCUCGCUCACCUCAACGACUACGCCGUUCUUCCAACCUGGACCACAUCGCAGGAUCAGCGACCCGGAGCCAAAGGCGCGUUCGACUUGGCGAUCCCCACCUUCUCGCUCUCCCCCACGGAGACGAUCUCGCGGGUCGGCGAAGGACUUUUCAACCUGCCCCGGCUCUUCGAAGUCUACGCUGGCGAUGAUGCCCUCGCCUUUUCGAUCGAGACGUUGCCGCACGUCGACGCUGAGGUUCUGCGCGCUCUGCAGCCGCCCUCGCUCGCUUCGCCCAUCAGCCCUGCGCAUCGUCCGUCGCUGAGCCAUUCACGAAUGAGUGAAUCCGUGUCGUUUUCUCCCCCUGCGACGUCGGCCUUCUCCCGUCGAGUCGCGAGCGUCUCCUUGGUCUCGAUACCGAGCUCUCACUCCCAUUUGAGCGCCGAGACGGUCAUCUCAACGUGGUUGUCGUCCUUGACGCUAUCGAUCCUGCACCACCUCACGUCCGUCGUGUUACCGACGAUGCAUCGUCUGUCCAAACAUGGGGCCCGGCAACUCGUCAGUGAUUUGGACUAUAUCGUCAAUGUUGCAAGAGCGUUGGAUGUUGAAGCAAGUGAUGAGCUCGAGGCGUGGAGGGAUGCUGCGGCUUUGGAGGAGAAGCCGGGGAAUGAGGAGGAGUUGGGGAUGGACAAGCGCGUGUAUGAGAGAGUGGCCAAGAUGCGAGGAUGGAGAAAGACGGGGGCUUGA